AUGAGCCCUUCGGUCUCGUCCCAUGCGGCAAAUCAUGAUUGCAUGUUGGCACAGAUCGACCCGGUUGGUCCGUUGGAACGUCCCAAGCCAGCCUCAUCAGUGCUUGAUCGAAUUCCGAAAGUUGUGAUUGAUGAGCGAGUUUUUCCCUUGCCCGCUGAGCGGCGAGUGCAUGCCUCUUUGCAUCCCGCAGAGCAAUUUGCGCAAGACGUGCUGUCGUCUGGUGAACCUGUGACAGCAGCUUGUGUUGAGCGCCUUUUCAAUUUGUUACCUGCUAGGUUGGAUGAGCGAUUUGGUUCGGGUUCUGGCAGAUCCUUUGUAGCAGGUGUUUUCCGGCAUGGGGGUGUCGUUGGCCUCACGAACACCUGUCGUUCGUUUCCCCAAUCAGUCAGCUUGGCCAUCACUUGGGCCAUGCAGCAAGCCGGGUCCAAGAUUUCAGAUUUUACAUUUUGCUCGAUUUCUUUGAACCUCAACGUAAAGACUGAAGUUCACCGCGACGUGAACAAUGAUGAUGCUGACAAUCUCGUGUUGGCUGUCACCAAUUUCUCAGGCGGACACAUCUGGGCCCAAUCCGAGUCCGGCAGCCACAUGCUGCCUGUCAAUGGGUCCUUGGUCCCUGGAGAAUUGUAUGACGUUGCAGCAGCCCCAGUGCGUUUCUAUGCACGAAAGCGCUUGCAUUGCACGAUGCCUUGGACGGGCGACAGGCUAGUCCUCAUUUUGUUCUCGGGCGGGGAUGCAACUCAGUUACCCAGCCUUGACUUUGAGCACCUUAAAUCCCUUGGGUUUAGGCCUUCGGUUUCAGCGUCCACGGCCUGCCCGCCGUUGGCGUAUGUUCCACCGCCUGCCGGAGCCCUUGAGCCAUUGCUUUCUAAGGUGUCUGCCAAGGUCAAGGGGGUGCCUCUUGAUAAUCUCAUGUUUCUUGAUGUUUUCUGUGGUACGGGGGGCCUCUGUGCAUCCAUCAGGCAGCUAGGCAUGAAGCUAAGUGUCGGUCUAGACCGUCACGCGCAACGAGGUUGCAAAUGUCCUGUUGUCUCACUGGACCUCACGAAGCCAGGAUCUCGGGCCAUUCUGCAUGAUCUCCUCAAACAGCCUAAUGUUGUUGCGUGCCACUUGUCUCCACCUGUAACCACCAGUUGCGCCUCCCUGCAGGGCCCUCGCUCAGGUGGUUUCCGCAAUGCCGCGCACCCUGAGGGCCUGCCAGGUUUGCAAGGUACUGAUCUUGAAUUGGUCCAGGGGGCCAACACACUUUUCGCCAUGUGUGCCGAGGUCUGGCAUUUCUGUUGGAGCCAUGGAGUAUUUUGCUCCAUUGCUCACCCGAGUCGAUCCAUCAUGUGGCUUUCAGCGUCACUUCGCUCCUGUCAGUCCACACCUUUCCUCUCCACCUCCCUGCACCAAUGCAUGUUCGGCUCCUACCGCAGGAAGGCCACUCGCCUUUUGCACACGGUGCCCUACCUGCAAAAGCUUGGUGUGACUUGUGACGGCGGCCAUGAUCAUGAACCGUGGCGAUCCCCUGCACAAAAUCGCCUAGGCCUGCCGCCUCUAUUGUGCAAGACCUUUGCCCAAGCAUUUGUGGAUCAGCUGCUUGCGUGCGGUGCGCUUGCCCCGGCGUCCUCUCUUGCAAAUGCUUCCCUGUCGCUCUCCAUGGGCGCCCGUGUUGCUACAGCGACACAACCCUCGGGUCGCAGGAUCCCUCCACUGGUUCCUGAGUUUGCUCGCACAGUAAAGUUGGCAGGCCCGGCCGACCAGCUGCCGUGCACCUCAAAGACCAAGCUGGUGUCACCGUGGGCGGUUCCAAAUGCCUCCGAGCCAGCCCUUUGGUUCCACGGGGUCUGGUCUGAGCUUGAACUGCUUUUUGGCAUACCAUGGACGCCUUCGGAGUUCGUUGAGCAGGCCUGCAAAGCGAAACACCCGCGCUCCUUGGAUCAAGGCGUGCCAGCCUGUAUCGAUCGCUUGUGUGAGCACAGCUCGGUCAGUGUGGCGAGGGAACGCACUGCCGAACUUCGCAAGUGGAUGCUUAGGAAGAAAGAUCUUGAUGAGAGUUUUGAUGGACCCGCGCAUUGCAAGCAGAUUCUAGCUGGAAAACCCAUGAAACUCUUCGGGGAAAUGGUCGAGGCUGCCGGACAUGCUGAUGUGAACUUGGUACGAGAUAUACAUAACGGUUUCGACCUGCUUGGCGAGAUCCCUUCCUCGUCCGUCCUGCCGAAGAAAACCACAGUGGCAUCUCUCAGCAUCGAGGACGUAAGAAUCGCCACCCCGGCGAAUCAGCGUGCGAUUUGGGAGGCUACCCGCACUUGCAGGGAUCCUGAAAUCACUUCGGAAGUGUAUCGCCUUACCUUGGAGGAGCGGGAUAAAGGGUGGCUGACCGGCCCCUUCACUCUCGCCGAUGUGCCAGAGACUGCCAUCGUUACACGCCGUUUUGGCGUCAGGCAAGGUGUGACGACGACGGCCACCGGUGUGGCGGCUAAGAUCCGUCCCAUCGACGACUUCACAGAAAGCCUGGCUAACUUGUCGUGCACGUGUGCGGAAACCAUCGACCCGCAUUCAGUGAACAUCAUUGUUGCCGGGAUCUUGAAGCGGUGCAGGUCGCUACGGAAGUCCGGGAGGGACGCGCGCUUGCUCCUUCGUACAAUAGAUCUACGAAAAGCCUAUAAGCAACUUCCUUUAUCGGAGCGUGCCUUGGGGGAUGCUUAUAUAUGUGUGCUUAACCCGAAUACGGGUGAGCCUGAGCUCUACCAGAGCCAGGUCUUACCUUUCGGCGCAAAGCCCUCUGUACAAGGCUUUUGUCGUGCAUCAGGGGCGAUCUGGGCAGUUGGACAAGCCCUGCUCCACAUCCACUGGUCCGCCUUCUUUGACGAUUAUGUGGUAGUGGCCUCACCCGAGGAAAAGGGUCACCUUGAUCUUGUGUUACGGUCGUACUUUGCCUUGAUCGGCUGGGAAACGUCCGAUGAAAAGGACGCCGGGUUCAAAAGUGUGGCAAAAGCCUUAGGCGUAGAAUUUAGCUUGGAUGAGAUCCACUUGGGUCUGCUUAGGGUGCAAAACACAGAGGCCAGGAAGCGCGAGCUUGUGUCCACCAUCGAAUCCAUCGUGCAGCAAGGUGGAGCGCAUGCCAAAGAGCUUGAGUGCCUGCGGGGCCGUCUUCAGUUUGCCGAGUCGCAGGUGUUUGGUCGGGGCGCGGCCCAACGCAUGCGAGCUAUAUCAAAGGCAAUGAAGCUUUCAGGUUUUGUGGCUCUUGACGACUCCUUGGCCGAGGCCCUGCUUUUCUUGAAAGAUCGAGUUUUGCACGGGGAAGCAAGGAUGAUCAGGGCCUGUGAUCGUCCCACCUAUCACUUGUUCACGGACGCUUCCUAUGAGGCGGAUGUGCCAGCAGGUCUAGGGGGCAUCCUUUAUAGUGAUGGGGGUUUGCUUCUUAGGUGGUACUCUGAGUCUGUCGACACGGACGUUUUAGAGGCCAUUAACAAGGAAGGCAAGAAAGGUCUGAUCUACGAGUUGGAGGCUUGUGCUGCAGUGCAGGGUGUGGUGCAACUUUGCAAUUCCUUGAAUGACUGCAAUCUCAUUUGCUAUUGCGACAAUGAAGCCGCCCUCGCGGCUCUCAUCAGGUGUGCUUCCGAAUCCCCGGUGGUGGCAUCGCAGCUCAACAAGCUCAGCAUGCUUGAGGAUGAGAAAGGAAUCAGUGUAUGGCGAAGAGCUGUUGUUCUAGCGGCAUCUGAUCUUGAAUGGGGAGUGGCAUCAUCUGCCUUUCACUUGCAGGAUGUUUUCACUUGCGGGAACGUGCCGGAAAUCCCGAUGCAGGGCCGACUUGGCCCGAGAAUGCUGGCCUCGCUCAGCAGCGAGCUGAGCCUGAUACUGCACUUGCCGGAGCGCAUAGUGAAUACAGUCAUUUUUGGGGCUUAUUCGAUGAACAGCAACACCUUGACUCACAUGAUGAACUGCAUGGAUUUUGGCAUGGGCAUGGUUGCGAUUUUCAUGCUUCUUUUCAUGAUGAUUCUUAUUCCGGUUUUCGAGCAGCUCUUUUACAGACGACAAUACGCCAGCCAGGGCCGGUCCCAAGUCCGGCGGCGCAACAGGACCAUCCUUACGACGACGACAUCUUUCCUGAGCGCAGAGGACACACUUGGUACAAAGGCCGAUGGCUCUCAGCAGCCGCCCUUUGUGGACAGUACGUUCCCUCAACUGAGGCAUUGCAAGCUUCUUUCCUGGAACUCAGGCGGCCUAGCAGCUAACAACUGGGACAUCCUGCAGAACUGGUUAGCUGAUCAUGCAGUGCAGCUUUGUUGUAUACAGGAAACGAGAUGGAACAUGGAGCAAUUCUGGAACAAUGGACAUUAUCACGUCAUCCAUCACGGCCAAGGCCGCUCAGGUGGACUUAUGACGCUGAUCCACAAUGGGCUGGCUCACAAGGGACAAAUUCGGUCCGGUACCAUGGCAAAUGGCAGGAUCCAACACACCCGGAUCUACGACCCGGACGGCGGUAUUGACAUCAUAAACAUUUAUCAGCGGGUCUGGUCACAUGGAGCCGUGGCAGACGUAACAGCUCAGCGAAAGACAGUCUGGAACGCGCUCAACGCGUGCUUGGACGGGAUCCCAGCGCGAAACCAAGUGUUGGUUUGCGGUGAUUUCAACACACAGUUGCCGCAUUGCAAAGGGGUGACCGGCACAGCAGUCAGCAACACAACUUAUCGAGACAAGAGAGAUGAACAUGAACUCCUUGACAUUCUCCGAUUACAUGGACUGAUUGCAGCCAACACCUUUCACGAUGCCAAACAGUACACUUAUUGUGGCUCAGGCUCCCGCUCCCAGAUCGACUACCUCUUCAUGCGCUCAAACCAGGCCCAGGGCCUCAGCAAGCGCGCGCAUGGACUUCACAAAUUCCCGUUGUUGGCAGCCCGCGGUGAGGGCUAUCAUGUUCCUUUGCUGGCGCAUGUCCCCAGGAGAUGGCGCAUUUGGCGCUACGACAGUGCACCUCGCCAACCACGCGGUCCCAGCAGGCCUGAACUACAACGUCAUAUCAAAGAUCACGUGGCUCAUGUCGAACAUUACCUGCAGCAAGCCCUCGUGUCCCCCUUUGACAGUGUAGAAGCAGUGGACCAAGCCAUCAUUGAGGUCCAAAAUCAAAUUGCUACGCAGGUCCAGCAUGUGCCAGUACAACACCAACGGCCAUGGCAAAACCUCGAUCUGCGCACAGUCCUCAAGCAGGCCUGGGCACAUCUACGGCAAGCCAGGGCACGACGCGGCUGCGGACUUCGCGAUGUUUUUCAGGCGUGGAGACACAUGCAGCAGUUCAGUAAGCUCAUCAAAUCGACAAGGACUCCAUGUCGGCGACUUAGACGCCAGCGGCUCCUGAGCAUCCUCAACGAUGCCCAAUAUCAAGAACGGAAGCGGAAUAUCCAUGGCAUUUAUCGGCUAGUUGAUCGAUUGGCGCCGAAGCGCACUCAGGCUAGGCCGCAGAUGCGAGAUGAUGCGGGCGUCCUGCUGGAUGCUAGACAGGAGGCCACGAAGACAGCUAGCUACCUCCGGUGCUUGUAUGUGGGCGAACCUUGUGUCGAUCCUCUCAUGUUGCUAGCGGGUGUAGGGCAGAUUCUGACUACUCAGGAUAUAUAUGACGGUCUUCAGGCCAUCCCCGUGAACAAGGCAGGGCCCAAACACUUGGCCUUGAAUUCCAUGUACAAACACGCGUCAGCAUGGCUGGCACCCAUCUAUGCGGAAUUCCUGGCCUCGUGGUGGAACGGUCGUGUGCCCUAUAUCCCACAACCUUUCAAGGAUGCUUGGCUGGUCAUGUUGACCAAACCUGGCAAGGUUUGUCGAGGCCCUGCUGAUAUGAGACCAAUCGGUCUCUCCCAUCCCGUGGGGAAGGCACUGCUACGAGCUUUGCGUGAGAAAGUCCAGCCCUGGGCAACCGAGUACAUGGCUUAUACACCGCAGUGGGGUUAUCUGCGCGGCCGCGAGGCUUCAGAUGCUAUGGCUCGUGCUUUUGGGCAUUGCUCUGCAGUUCGAGCCUUAUGUCAGUCACAGACCCAGAACAUAAAUCACAAACGAGCGGGGCAUCAACGACAGGAGCUGGUGGGCGGACUGGCAGUAGCCUUAGACAUAGCCAAAGCGUUCGACUCGGUUCCCCAUGCUGAAAUAAACCUGGCUAUGCAGGCAGCACAGAUACCUCCAGAGCUUCGACAGCUAGUUCUUCUAUGGAUCACAGGCGCGCAGUAUCAUCUGAAAGGAGAGGGUGGCAACCUAACAGUGGACGUAGGCCGAGGAGUACGACAAGGAUGUGUCCUCUCCCCAUUGCUAUAUAUCAUGGUCGUGGCACGGCUACAUUCCCAGCUUCGAAGCGCCUUCGGAGACGAGGCGGACCAGAUCUUGGAUUACUUUGCAGAUGACACUCUGAUUCACCAAGAGUUUACGUCGCCCCAAGGUUUUCGGGAGGCCAUUGAGCGAGUGGGGAAGUUGCUGGAGGUCCUGGCCCAAGCCGGCUUGAACAUCAACGAUGACAAAACCCAGGUCCUGCUACGGUUAGCGGGCAGUCGGGCAAAACGGAUGCUUCAGGAAGUCACCGAAACACGACGGGAUGGUCGGCAACUGAGAGUCUCAGCGUUAUGGAUGCAGCGAUUCUUACCAGUGUGCAAACAGGCCAAGUACCUGGGAGCGCAGCUAUCAUAUGAAGCCUAUGAAGAUGCUACCUUGCACCACAGGGUGACGGCAGCAAGGGCUACCUAUGGACGACUACGCCGCAUUCUUACCAGUCGCAGCAAUCUUUCUCUCACUUCGCGAGUUCGUUUGUGGUCUGCAUGCGUCGCGUCAGGGCUGUAUUAUGCUUUGGACUCCAGCGGUAUCUCGAACAAUGGCUUGCAAAAGGUUCGGGUCUUGGUACAGAAGCAACUACGCGCCAUAGCGCGUAUGCCAACCCACAUAACGCACGUCAGCAAUCAGGAAUUACUUGAUCGGCUGGGGGUUUGCGAGCCGGGGGCCCACAUCCUCCACAACAUGCAGGGACAGCUGCGUCGAUGGCAGGCAAAUGCAGACCAUGACAAUCCCAUUCCCAUCAAGGCGCAAGCUACUAUCGGAAGAUGGCGGCAGCAACGUGUGGAUGAGCUAAGCGCUCAGCUACAACUGGAGCAGAAGGUGAACUUCUUCAAGCACUUGCUACCGGUGGGAAGCCAACAAGAGCAGAGCGGGGCGAACAGGGCCACAACGGCAACACACGCGCCGCUGCAGACGAGCAAGCGGCCCAGGACGGAGGAGCAGCAAGGACGCCGACCACCGCGCAAAAGCAAGCAUCAGGAGCGAAAUGGACGACCGGAGCAGGGGAGCCAGGAACGCGACAUCACCAAGCUCGUGGAAGCAGCGGCCAAACUGACGCUGAAAUUGGCGGACGAACACCAACUGCUGCUUCAGGACUGCGGGUUUACUUGGUUCGUGAGCACGGAGCAGGGGGGAGUACUCCCCAUGAUGUUCGGCAUCAGCUCGGAGUGGAAGAAGCUGAAAGAGACCAACCCCCAAAGGAUCACGCAACCUCUGAACGUGCUCAUGCUGGAGUGCAUUGUGACCGAACUGCAAGCUCGUCUUCGAAAGAUUGGGGAGGACACCAGUGUAAAGACGGAUGCGAUUCAAGCGGGAUGGUGUACGGAUCAGGGGGAGUGGAAUUACAAAACCUGGGACCCAACACAGAAGGAGCUCGUAGCCACGACACGGGAACCUAUGCCGACCACGGCCGUGGAAAGUCUCCUCAUCGAGGUGCUAGCGGACAUCAAGGAACCGGGAAUUCUACACAAGUUUCAUGCGACGCACACACUUCACGAAGACAUGGACAAAGCCGAGGACAACAAGGAAGUCUGCUUCACGAUUCAAGUAUCCCUUCGCAAUGCGGGCGAGAGGCUACAUCGCAACCUGACCCAGCUCUGCGACAACAUGGUCCUCAAGCUCUUGCGCAGCAGGCUGCGUCAGGAGCGCAAGCGUCGACAUGGAUUGGCCAAACAGCUGGUGAAUAGUUUGGGCAUGGGGCAAACAGCCUGGCGCACCAUUUUGGUGCAGCGCAAGGCCUUCCAAGUCAUGUUCGGGGUUUCGCCAUUCCAUGGGACAUGGAAUGCUCGAGUUUUGGAGGCCGUACGGCUGCAAAAUCAUGACAUUGGCGCGUGCGAGCAGAUGAUUCAGCUGGAUGUUCCGACCUCUGGUCGAUGGCAGCUGCAGGCAAUGGUCGAUGCAUGGCAUCGUCAAGCUUUUCCGUACGCUCUGGAGUCGGCACCCCAAUGGCUUGCACUACGGCUUGACAGAUUUCAACAGCGCUGCGAGUCAGGACCAGUCAACAAAGUGAGAACCGCCAUGGACUGGUGCACAGACCUGAUGCUUCCUGAGUUCACCGAAGGUUUGGAAGUUAAGCAUGUUCGCUACCGUGUCUGCGCUUUUGCCGUGCACCUAGGAGAGAGUGUGACGUCUGGGCACUACAGAGCUCUUUUGUACAAUGCGAUCACAGGGAAGCUGCAUUACUGCGACGAUAAUGCGAGAGCUGUUUUGCUUAAAGACUUCGGUAGGGUUUCGAGGGACGUUUAUGCCGUUUUCUUAGCUCGCUCGCAUUAG
Messenger RNA from Symbiodinium sp. CCMP2592, 8562 nucleotides. The record is from the annotation of a GenBank genome assembly. NCBI's taxonomy places the organism in Eukaryota, Dinophyceae, Suessiales, Symbiodiniaceae.